AUGGUGGAGGAUUAUGAAUAUUUUGAUGGUUGGCAAGAGGCCACAUUUCCGUCACGUGACCUCCGCGGGCCCGUGCGUACGUGCGUGCGGGGCGUGGGGCGCGCGGCCCGGGCCAGUGGCACCUCCUUUUUCGAAAGUUCGACUUCUCGCUCCGACUGGGGCGGGCAGUCGGGGAGGUGGCGUCCGCGGGGACCUCGGGCCGUGGUUGUCCGCCAGGCUCGCCUGACAGCUCACCGGCCGCGCGACCUCUUCUCCCGAGCCGCCAAGCUGGACCUGGACCGGCAGCUCGAUGGGGUCGGAGGCCCGGCCGCGGGGCAGCUGCUCCUCCAGCCCGGGGUCCGGGCAGAGAAGGAGCCGGCGGCGGUGGCGGGGCCCCGGCGGAGCAGUGGCAACUUGCUCCGCUGGUUCACCACGGUGUUCCUGUGCGCCGCCUUCCUGGGGCUGGGAAUGAGUAUUGCCAUCUUGGGACCCACGUUUCAGGAUCUGGCAACAAACGUGAACCGCAACAUCAGCAGUCUUUCUUUGAUUUUUGUGGGCCGAGCCUCUGGGUAUUUGAGUGGCUCUGUGAUUGGAGGGGUUCUUUUCGACUGUAUGAAUCACUUUCUGCUUUUGGGGGUGUCAUUGUUGGCCACUACUGCUGGCCUUUAUCUCGUUCCGUUUUGUAAGACAGCCGUCUUGCUGAUCGUCAUGAUAUCUGUCUUUGGUGUUUCAAUGGGAGUUCUGGAUACAGGUGGUAACGUGCUGAUCUUGGCUCUUUGGGGGGAUAAAGGAGCCCCACCCAUGCAGGCCUUACACUUCAGUUUUGCCUUGGGGGCCUUUCUGGCUCCGCUGCUGGCCAAACUGGCGCUGGGCACGGCGGCGUCUGCUGAAAACCACACGGAGGUGGACGCCCCGCUCUCGGGCCCCGACGCGUCGGCGGCGGCAGGCGCGGGCGCGCUGCUCGGAGUGCCGGACAACAGGAAUUUACUGUGGACCUACGUUGUCAUCGGGACCUACAUUCUGGUAGUUUCUGUCUUCUUCUUCGCUCUGCUGUGUAAGAAAAGCUCCAGGAGGGAAAAGGCAAAAGCAGCUGAGCAGAGGGCCCGCAGAGCGCAGUAUCACUACACCCUUCUCUGCCUCCUUUUCCUGUUCUUCUUCUUCUAUGUCGGGGCCGAGGUGACCUACGGCUCGUACGUGUUCUCCUUCGCCACGAGCCACGUUGGCAUGACCAGCAGGGAAGCGGCCGGAGUGAACGCCGCCUUCUGGGGCAGCUUUGCGGCGUGCCGCGGCCUGGCCGUGUUCUUUGCCGCCUGUCUGCAGCCCGGAACCAUGAUCGUGCUGAGCAACGUGGGCAGCCUGGGCUCCUCGCUCUUUCUGGUGCUUUUCGACAAGAGCCCCGCCUGCCUCUGGGUCGCCACGGCCGUGUACGGGGCCUCGAUGGCAGCCACGUUUCCCAGCGGCGUGUCUUGGAUUGAGCAGUACACCACCAUCCACGGGAAGUCUGCGGCGUUUUUUGUGAUCGGCGCGGCCUUGGGAGAAAUGGCGAUUCCCGGGGUGAUCGGAUCCCUUCAGGGACGGUACCCGCAUUUGCCCGUAGUCUUGUACACCUCGUUGGGGUCAGCCGUAGCCACGGCCCUUUUAUUUCCCGUGAUGUAUAAAUUAGCCACCGUCCCACUGGAGCGUCAACGAAAAGCACACAGGAAGAGCGAGGACCUGCGGGCUUUGCUGUCCAGCUCUGAGCUCAAUGACUGCGAGGAGGAGCCCGAAGAAGAGGAUGCAGACAGAUGGAAUGAAAUGGAUUUUGAAGUGAUUGACAUGAGCGCCAUAGUGAGGAAUUCUGUGGCAGCCGCAUGCGGAGGUAGCUUGAUGGAGCCUCAUUCAAAGGCCCUGGAGUCCGCAGCGGCGUCCUCCCCUGGAACCCUGGCGAGCCCCGUCAGUGACAGUGCAGGUGGCCAGAGCAGGAGGGACUGA
Molecule: messenger RNA, 1950 nt
Organism: Condylura cristata (star-nosed mole)
Lineage: Eukaryota; Metazoa; Chordata; Mammalia; Eulipotyphla; Talpidae
Gene: SLC60A2
Product: KIAA1919 ortholog
Exons: 5
Coding region: 1-1950 (649 amino acids)
Source: RefSeq, a predicted model, not a curated record